Cannabis sativa is the source of this 1550-nucleotide messenger RNA. RefSeq names its product protein SOB FIVE-LIKE 5. The record is from RefSeq and is a predicted model, not a curated record. Gene Ontology annotation, biological process: cytokinin biosynthetic process. The coding region runs from base 622 to 1287 and encodes 221 amino acids. The transcript has 4 exons. NCBI's taxonomy places the organism in Eukaryota, Viridiplantae, Streptophyta, Magnoliopsida, Rosales, Cannabaceae.
AAGGGGAAAAUGGACGUGUACUCGGUUUUGUUAAGAGCCUACACACUGCCUUGCUGUCUACCAUGUGAACAACUUGUUGUGCUUCUCUCUCUCUCUCUCUUACUUACAUGCACACCCACCUCUUUCUAACCUUAAUUCCCAACUGGCAUUAUAUUAUAUUUUUCAUUAUAUAUAAAUAUAUAUAAAUAUACAGUCACCCCAAAAACAGAAGAGUAGUAUAAGUCACGACAAAAUCAAUUUACCUACAAUUUCAUCACUAUCCACCGAUUCAAACUUCCUUCCCUUUUUCUUAUAAUUAAUAUAUCAUAUAAUUUACCUACAAUAUAUUUUACCCUACUUAGUACUAUACUUGGACCAUCAAAUUUAACUCUCUUUACCUAUCUUAAAACAAUUACUUAUAACAGGUGAAAACAUUAAGAAAUCCCCUCCACAUCAAUAUUUACAACCUUCCAUUCCCUACUUGAUAAAAAGGAGAGCUCUAUUGGAGACAAGAAGGGAAAUUAUAUCAUUUAGGUUUUGGUUACUUUUCAUUUAUUUUCUCUUAUCUUGAAAUAUUAUUAUAUAAGGGGGUAGUAGUGAAAGAGAGAAAGAAAAAGAAAAAAAAUCUUAUUUUUGAAUGUUAUGGAUUCAGAUCAAUGUAGUAGCGGCUGUGAGUCUGGUUGGACUCUAUACUUAGAACAAUCUUUUCUUUCAAAUAGAAAUGGAAGUGGGUUCGUAAGGAAAAGUAGUAAUUUUGGGUAUAAUAAAGUUAAAGACAAAGAUGGAAUCGAACAAGUGAAUGAAGAAGAAGAAGAAGAAGACCUUUCAAUGGUUUCGGAUGCUUCUUCUGGGCCUUCACACUAUUUCCAACAUCAUCAUCAUCAUCAUCAAGAUCAACAAGUAGAUUACUCCAAUAUUAAUACUAAUAAUUAUGAAGAUAAUAAACCAUGCUUUUUUAUAAACAAUAGUAGUGUUAGUAGUAGUAGUGGUAAAAGGGGUAGUACUCACAAAAUCAAUGGAGGAAGAAAAUUGAGGGAAUCAUGUGGUACUAAAGAUGCUUUCUUAGAUGACACUGCUAGCUCUCCUCUCUUCAACUUCUCCAAUAUCGAGGACUUACCUGGGCAGACCAACAAUCAAACUGGGUCAAUGGAGAGUGUACUGGAUUAUUCACAAGGGUUCUCAGCUACUCAUUUUGAAGAGGAAAGACCUGCAUUCCAAGAUUCCUUUGGAUUUUUACAACAGUCUUCUCUAUCUGGAAACCAACAUAAGGAAACGAGUGGCCGUUUGAAGGGAAGGAGAUGGAAAUAGUACAACUUUUUUUUUUUCUUUAAUUAAUUACUCUUAAUAUGCAUGGUUUGUCUAUUAAUAUUGUUCAACUAUAGCCAUUUUAUUAGGUUAUUAAAUUAGAAUAUAUAUUAAAUUGGAUAUCAAUAAGUGAUAUCUUUUUUUUAUUUUAUUUUAUUUUGACUGUUGUCAAUGAAGUGGGAAACAACCUGAGUGAAAUAAGUUUGGGAAUUAAUAUCUUUGUUUCCAGAAUUAAAUUUCAUUGUCAAUGAACAGUGGGUACAAAA